Electrophorus electricus (electric eel) is the source of this 906-nucleotide messenger RNA. It is a transcript of the gene dnajc24, whose product is annotated as DnaJ (Hsp40) homolog, subfamily C, member 24. NCBI's taxonomy places the organism in Eukaryota, Metazoa, Chordata, Actinopteri, Gymnotiformes, Gymnotidae. Gene Ontology annotation, biological process: positive regulation of ATP-dependent activity. The record is from RefSeq and is a predicted model, not a curated record. Gene Ontology annotation, molecular function: ATPase activator activity; ferrous iron binding.
UUUACUGGGCAAAUUGUCAGCAUGGCCAAGAGGGCAGUUUACAUGCCCAUCAGGGUGUGAAUAUGGAAAGUGAGAAAUAGUUCCCCGAUGCGAGGAACAUGGCAGACACCAGCAAUUGCCAGAAAAACUGGUACUCCAUACUAGGGGCUUCUCCCAGUGAUGAUUUACACGAGCUGAAGCAGAAGUAUCAGAGGCUUGUACUUAUGCUUCACCCAGACAAGCAGAAGCCCGGCAUCUCGGCGGAGGAGGCGUCCCUGCAGCUGCGCAGGUUCCUGGACGUGGAUCAGGCCUGGAAGGUGUUGGGCGACGAGGAGAGAAGGAGAGCAUUUGACCUGCAGCUGCGUGCUGAUGAGCUAAAGCAGAGCUGGCCAGUGGAUGCCUGUGUUCUGCUGGAGGACAUGUCCUGGGACAGUGAGUGCGGGAGUUACUCCUACGGCUGCCGCUGUGGCGGAGAGUUUGUCCUUGAGGAGGAGGAGACGGAGGACAUCGCAGUUGUGUGCUGUGACACAUGUUCGCUCAGUAUCGAAGUGAAAAGGUGUACGUGAUGGCUCCUUCCACUGCACAGGCCGUGUGUUGUGGUGCCUUACCUCUCUGGGUACUUACCUCACAGCUGGUAAACUCCUUUGUCAUUGAAAGACUAAUUUUGGUUUCUUGUCUUGUCUUCCCAUUUUGGUCUUUAUUUAGUCGAAGGAGUAUAAAAAAUGGUUUAUGCCAAAAUCAUGUUUCAUAUUAAUGUUUUGUUUAAUGUUUUGAUCUUAUCAUUUGCAAAAAAACACCCUUGUUCUUAUGCAGAAAGACCUUGCGUGUUUGUUUUGAUUCUUGUGCAUUGUUGUGAAAUAUUGUAAUUUUAACUUGUUUUAUUUGCAAUUAAUUUAUUAAAGAGGACUUCCGUCUUUGUUUCCUCUU